Messenger RNA from Sinocyclocheilus anshuiensis, 1372 nucleotides. Its product is annotated as gastrula zinc finger protein XlCGF8.2DB-like. Lineage: Eukaryota; Metazoa; Chordata; Actinopteri; Cypriniformes; Cyprinidae. Gene Ontology annotation, biological process: regulation of transcription by RNA polymerase II. The record is from RefSeq and is a predicted model, not a curated record. Bases 51 to 1211 code for a protein of 386 amino acids. The transcript has 2 exons. Gene Ontology annotation, molecular function: RNA polymerase II cis-regulatory region sequence-specific DNA binding; DNA-binding transcription factor activity.
AACAAACAGACCUGAUACCGCUGAAAGAGGAGAGUCAAGACCUGGAUGAAAUGGAAGAGAAAAAUCAGUAUGAGAAAUAUCAUGAUCUCAUGGCUGGAGAAAAAUAUUUUAGUUACUCACAGACUUAUAAAACAGAAGCUACAAACCUUAAAGUCCAGAUGAGAGUUCACACUGAACAAAGCCCUUUCACCUGCCAACAGUGUGGAAGGAGUUUCGGUCAAAAAGAAAGCCUUAAAAACCACUUGAAAAUCCACACUGAAGAGAAUUUGUUCAUGUGUUCUCAGUGUGGAAAGAGUUUUACACAGAAAAAAACCCUUAAUGUCCACAUGAGAAUUCACACUGGAGAGAAGCCUUACUCCUGCAAACUGUGUGAGAUGAGCUUCAGACGAAAAGAAGGUUUUAGGUCUCACAUGACGGUUCACACUGGAGAGAGCCCUUUCACCUGCCAGCAGUGUGGAAAGGGUUUUAAUCGUAAACAAAGCCUUAAAGUCCACUUAAAAAUCCAUGCUGGAGAGAAGCCGUUCAUAUGCCCUCAGUGUGGAAAGAGUUUUACACAGAAAUCAACCCUUAAUGUCCACAUGAAAAUUCACACUGGAGAGAAACCUCACACCUGCAAACUGUGUGGGAAGAGUUUCUCAGUAAAAGGAAGUCUUAAAAUUCACAUGAGAAUUCACACCGGAGAGAAGCCGUUCAUCUGCUCUCAGUGUGGAAAGAGCUUCAAACAGAAAAAAGAACUUGAUGGCCACAUGAGAGUUCACACUGGAGAGAAACCUUUUGAUUGUGCUCAGUGUGGAAAGAGUUUUGGAUAUAAAUCACACCUUAAUAAACACAUGAGGAUUCACUCCGGGGAGAACUGUUUUAUAUGUCAGCAGUGUGGAAAGAGUUUCUCACACAGAGGAAACUUUGACAAUCACAUGAGAUUCCACACUGGUGAGAAGCCUUUCACCUGCCAAGAGUGUGGAAAGCGCUUCACAGUUAAAGGAAACCUUAAGACACACAUGAGAUUUCACACUGGAGAGAAACCUUUCACCUGCCCUCAGUGUGGAAAGGGUUUCACAAUUAAAGGAAACCUUAAGACUCACAUCAGAGUUCACACUGGAGAGAGGCCUUACAAGUGUGUUCAGUGUGAAAAGAGUUUCAAAAAUAACACAUGCCUGAAACGGCAUUUGCAAACUCAUUCUGGAAAUAAACUGCCAUUGUCCUCAGUGUGACAAGAGGUUUAGGAGCAAGUUCAGCAAUCAUCUGUGCAUUCACUCUGGAGAAAGACAAUUUGAUUGUGUUCAGUCUAAUAAUAACAUCACACUUUAACAAACAUAUUAAAGGGUUAGUUCACCCAAAAAUGAAAAUUAGCCCAUAAAUUACUCACCCUCAA